UGAAAGUCAAUAAGUAUAUCAUACUUGUAUUAGUUAUUUCUCUAUGUACUGACGACAUUAUGUUCCCGCUAAUUGUCUUGCUAGUAUGGGGCAUUGCCGCUGAGUCUUUAAGUUUAGUCAAACCAUAUUACGAAUUAAACGAAGCUCACAACCACUUCAAAAACUUCGUACAGAAACAUGGUAAAACAUACGAUCCCGAAGAAUACUUGAAAAGACUCGCGAUUUUCACUGAAAAUUUAGCAGAUAUCAACGAACGCAACGCCAUGUUCCCGCAAACCGUGUUUGAUAUAACUGGGUUCACUGAUUUGACACCCGAAGAAAUAAAAGCUGGUUAUGGUAUGAAAAUGCUUGAUGAGGAAAUAGAUAAAAUUGCGACUAAGCUGCAUCUCCCUCCUGAGAACAUCACGGCUCCAGAGCAGUGGGACUGGAGGGAUCAUGAAGCGGUCACUCACGUAAAAAAUCAGGGCAAAUGCGGCAGUUGCUGGAUCUUUAGCGCUACUGGCGCUAUUGAAGGUCAAUACGCCAUCAAACACAAAAAGAUGAUCGCCUUUUCUGAGCAGCAGGCCUUGGACUGUAUAAAAAAUGAUCAAAGUAAUUGUGAUGGAGGAAAACCUGACGCAGUAAUGGCUUACCACGAAACAUUUGGCGUUGUCCCAGAAAAAGAUUACCCGUAUACAGGUACACCAUCAACGUGUACCGAAGAUCCUAAAAAGGUCGUAACCAAAGUCAAGGAUUACAAAGUCUAUCAGCCGGAUGAAGAAACGUUGAAACAGCUUGUAUAUGAAAAUGGACCGUUGUCAGUAUCUAUUGAUCCCGCAGACUUCUCCACCUAUCACUCGGGGAUAUUAUACCCCAAAGAUUGCAAAGACUAUAAUUGUCAUGCUGUGUUGUUAGUCGGUUAUGGUAUAGAAAACGGCACCAAGUAUUGGAUCAUCAAAGAUUCUUAUGGUCCCGAAGAAAGAGACCAGGGCUACGUUAAGCUGGUGCGAGGAGUCAACGCGUGUUCUAUGGGGACCAAAUAUACUUUGGCCUGUACUGUUGAAUGAUAUUGUAUUUCAUGGCUGGAGGGACGUCACACACACAACAAUAAUAGUACCUAUAUUUUUAAUUUGGUAUAUAACUUCUCCUCCCUAUACUAUUUUUAACUGUGCGUAUGUUUGUUAUUUCAUUUAUUUUAUUUGCCUCUUUUCAAAUUUCGAAACCUAUACAUAUUUAAGUUCAUUAAAAAGUUAGUUUUACGAUUGUUGAAUAUUUGUAUGUAUAGUAAACUUCUCAAUUUUUCAAUAGUACAUUACGAUACAAGUGCGAAAAAUAGGAAAUUCGAAACGAGUGGCGAUAAAUUAAAACAUGACCGAAGGGAGUGUUUUAAAUCGACACGAGAUGCGAAUUACCUAUUCGCACAUGUAUCGUACAACGUUUUACAGUACAUAUGGCCCUUUAAAUUUUUGACAUUGUUACGUAAUGUGCUAAUUAUCGCACUAGUGCGGUAAAGUACCAAAUUCCAUAUGUACUGUAAAUUAGUUUUAUUUAUGUUGUUAUAUAAUUUGCAAUGCUAUAUGUAUCAAAGUAUGUACUUAUACUACAAGUUUUUUUGGUCUAAAUAAACUACUUUUAAUUUUUAAA
Molecule: messenger RNA, 1623 nt
Organism: Cydia pomonella (codling moth)
Lineage: Eukaryota; Metazoa; Arthropoda; Insecta; Lepidoptera; Tortricidae
Product: procathepsin L-like
Exons: 5
Coding region: 60-1046 (328 amino acids)
Cellular component (GO): lysosome
Molecular function (GO): cysteine-type endopeptidase activity
Source: RefSeq, a predicted model, not a curated record